GUAUUUUUUACUAUCAUUCCUUUUACAAACUUCGAAAUAACGGAUGUAAACAGCUGGAGUUUUGCGCACGCGGACAUGAAGCACGAUACAAGCACAGUGUGCAAGAUAUACUUUGGAUAAACAAUAGUUGCAGGCUUCACAAACAAACUUCAAAUUCCGGCAAACACUCAGCAAAAGGGCGGAUUCUUCCUUUGGCUGAUGUGUGCUUGACAGAAUGUAAACAAACUGCACCCCGGUUCAUGUGUUCCUGCACGGUUAUCACGAUCACGGCUCCGAAGCGAAAAAGUCCCCCCUCGAAACAUGUGUGCUGCUGCAAAUAUUGAAGUCUCCAUCAAGAUUCCCUUUCCCACGAAGCGCGAGGCGGAAAUCGCGUACGAUGUGCUGCGGGUAGACAGCGAGCCGAAGCGUAGUUUCGUCCACAAAACGAUCACCCUGGAGGAGAACCAUCUGCUGCUGCGGCUGGGCGGCGAGCAGGCGAAAAACGUGCGCGUCGGCGUCACCUCCUUCUGCGAGCUGCUGCUCCUGUGCUGCGAAACGCUCGACCAGUUCGGUCCGCCCAAGUCGGACCGGUACGAACAUUACUAGAGACCGGACCAUGCCAGAACACACGCCCGCACCGACGCCGGGCCGGGCAAUCUACGGCUUUGCGCUCUAUCUGCUCUUCCAGACGCUCUUCCUGCUGUACGUGCUGUGGGCGUUCGUGCCGACCGCCUGGUUCGACCGGCUUGGGCUGACCUACCUGCCGGACAAAUACUUUGCGCUCUUCGUGCCGAUCCUUGCCCUGGUCGCCGUGACGCUGUUUGCGUUUCUCGUCUACCCUUCGCUCGGGCUCGCCAUGAUGCCGGACGUGGACGAACGGACGACCGUAGCGGACGGCAACAGUAUCGUGCGCUGCGAGUUCCGCUUUCCGGACGGGUUGUGCUGCCAGCAGCGGGUGGAAACACCGCUCGAGCUGGGGUGGAACGUGAGGCGGCACUGCGCGAAGCACAGCACGCGGCAGGGAGCGGUGGAAACGCAGCGCACGGUGCGUGUGGCCAACUUUUGCGACUGCCCGUACGAGGGUCAGUGUUUGCUGCGGAAAGAUCCGGAGUACUUGCCGACGCUGCGAAGCAAAGAUCCGAUACCGGCGGUUAGUGACCUCAGCCUGUCCCAGGUCAGUCGAACGUUGUACCAUCGAAGAGGUAGAUGAUAAGAGCAGAUAGAAGCGCGUUUUUUCUUCUGAAUUUAUAUAAAAUGUAAAAUAUGUGUGUACAUGUGUUCACUUUAAACUAAA
This is a messenger RNA of Anopheles gambiae (African malaria mosquito), 1273 nucleotides long. It is a transcript of the gene Tcs6, whose product is annotated as EKC/KEOPS complex subunit LAGE3. Bases 301 to 585 code for a protein of 94 amino acids. The record is from RefSeq and is a predicted model, not a curated record. The transcript is spliced from 3 exons. Gene Ontology annotation, cellular component: EKC/KEOPS complex. Lineage: Eukaryota; Metazoa; Arthropoda; Insecta; Diptera; Culicidae.